Didymodactylos carnosus is the source of this 2995-nucleotide messenger RNA. The record is from the annotation of a GenBank genome assembly. Lineage: Eukaryota; Metazoa; Rotifera; Eurotatoria; Philodinida; Philodinidae.
AUGACGAUUAAAACGUCGAUAAUGUCUCGUCGCGAUCAAUAUACGGACUACCAUACAUCUCGUUAUACUCAAAAUACACUAUAUAAUAACGAUAAUAACGAUUAUAAUCAUCAUCAUUCAUAUCACAGUAGACCGUUGCCACCUCAGACAUCCGACGCAUACCGUCAGCAUUAUUCUUCGACUCCAUCACCAGAUAUACAUAGCUCAUCAUUAACAUCGCCUCAUCAACAAAGAAACGAUAGUAAUGGAUCUGUAUCAAAAAAACAUAAAAAAAGUAAAAAAUCACAUCGUAGUGAUAAAAGUAAAAAUCGUGAACAUGACAGACAUUCAUCAUCCUCGAAAAAUGUCAGAAAAAAACACAAUAACGAAGGCAAAUUAGUCGAUUCACAAUCGCCAGUAACUCCAUCGAAAAAAGCAAAUAAACGAAAAAUAUCGGAAGGUAAGAGUAGUACAAGAACUUGUGAUACUUAUCGUUAUCGCACCACUUCAAAUAGUCCGUCAAAACGUUCGUCUAAAAAGAAAAAGCACAAUAGUCCAAUUCAAGCAAGCUUCUCAGCGAGUCAUCGUCAUCACUAUUCUUCCUCUUCGCACCACAGCCAACAUCGUAGUAGUAAAAAUCACCAUCAUAAAGAGAGAGAUCGUUCAAAACAUUCUUAUCGUCAUGGAUCGACUUCAUCUAACGACUCUUCAAAUGGAUAUGAGACAAAUGGAGGAAAUGGAAAUAAUGCCAUUACCAGUCAUAAUACGAACAUUGAAAAAUCAUCAUAUGCGUCUAACGCCACACUUGGUGCUGAAUUACAAAAAAUUAAAAAUAAAACAACACCAACAACGAUAAAUCGUAAAUCAACAACAUCGGCUAACACAAUCAAUACGGCAACGACAUUAUUACAAUCAAUUAAAAGCACAACAGAAGUGGUUACUGACGAAAGUGAUCUACCGAUAAGUGCAUUAUCAAGACAACAAAGAAUAAAUUCAAAUACAGAUAAACUAGAUUCCAGUAAUUCAUUUAUUCAAUCGCCAACACUUGAACAACAACAAACUUAUGUGAAUUCUACUAAAAUCAAUACCACAAAUCAAAUUUUAAAUGAUGAUUCGUCCAAAAAAAACCACAAGCAACGAUUGACAUCAUCCUGUCUUUUAAAUUUACCAUUGCCAUCGGUAGACAAGAAUGCGGACAACCGUUCAUCUACAGAUACUUUGUUGACUCAACAACGUAAAACUCAAAAUUCUUUAUCACGUUCAAGUAGACAAACAACCCUGACCCGAUUACCGAUGCCUCCUGAUUAUAAUUUGAAUGUAGCAAAUGAUUCAUUGUCACCACCGAGUCCAGAAAAUUCUUCGUCACCAUUUUCGCUUUUGAAUCAAUCAAAUUGGUCUGGAACUACACCAUUGUCGGCAACAGUUAAAACAGCGAAUAUUGAUCAAACCACUCGUAGACCACUGAUUUUGCAACGUCGUGAAGAAAUGCGGAAAGAUCAAUGGGGUGAUCGUAAUGUUGAUAUGUAUGAAAUAUUAGCGAAAAUUGGUGAAGGUACAUAUGGGGAAGUGUUCAAAGCGAAAGAUAAACAAACCGGUGAUUUAUGCGCAUUAAAAAAAGUUCGUUUAGAAAAUGAAAAAGAAGGUUUCCCAAUAACAGCUGUUCGUGAAAUUCAAAUAUUACGUCAAUUAACACAUGAAAAUAUUGUUAAUUUAAAAGAAUUAGUCAUGGAUGCUCGUACAAUAUCGGAUAUUCGAAACGAUACAUCAUUUUAUUUAGUAUUUGAAUAUUGUGAUCAUGAUCUAUUUGGUUUGUUAGAUAGUGGUCUUAUAGAUUUAGAUUUAGAUCAUAUUGCAUCGUUUAUGAAACAACUCAUGUCUGGUUUGGCUUAUUGUCAUCAACGAAAUUUUUUACAUCGUGACAUUAAAUGUUCAAAUAUUCUAUUGAAUAAUCAAGGACAAAUUAAAUUAGCUGAUUUUGGAUUAGCUCGAUUGUAUAAUGCCGAUGAUAAAGAACGACCGUAUACAAAUAAAGUUAUUACACUAUGGUAUCGGCCACCGGAAUUAUUAUUAGGAGAAGAAAGAUAUGGACCAGCUAUUGACAUCUGGAGUUGCGGUUGUAUAUUGGGCGAAUUAUUUCAACGUCGGCCACUAUUCCAAGGUCAACGAGAAGAAGAACAGUUAGAACUAAUCUCAAAAUUAUGUGGUUCACCAACGGUAGCUGUAUGGCCCGAUAUUCUCCAUCUACCAUUAUUUCAAACGUUGAAGCAACGAAAAACAUAUAGAAGACGUUUACGUGAAGAAUUUGCAACAAUUCCAGAACCGGCACUUGAUCUAUUUGAUCAAAUGCUUGAAUUAGAUCCGAGUAAACGAAUAAGUGCAUCGGAUGCACUUCUAUCAAUUUGGCUAAAAGAUAUUACACCAGACAAUAUUGGGUCACCAUCAUUGCCAGUAACCCAAGAUUGUCAUGAAAUGUGGAGUAAAGAACAUAAACGAUUACGUCGUCAUGGUUGGACAGAACAACAAAUUGAAAUACAUUUUAAAAAACGAGAAGUAUUGGAAUAUGAACGAUACAAUCGUGCUGUCGCAGGUAUACAACUACAAACUAUAGAUAAAAGAUAAAAGAUAGUGAGUCGAAUAUAAAGAGUUCAUAUCUUAAAAAGCAAUUUCUCUUAAUUUAAUAAGUAAUUUAUAAAUCUUUGAAUAUCGAUACAUCUAUAUGGUUGAUUAAUGUUUACAAUUUUUUGAGUCUAUUAACUUUAUCAAAUUAUCAGCUUGUUAAUAAGACUGACAAUUAACUAUUAUAGAAUACCAGAGUAAUUAUAGACAAAUAAAACGUUUAUAAUAGUUGAGAAAUUGGUUAAAAUUCAGUAACAUACUAAGAUCAUCUUUGCAUAAAAUCUUACGAGGGAACCUCACCAACUGAUAUCCUCCGGGUGAGCUCAUACUUUGCUCAUAGGUAGGACUCAUAGUGUAGAUAAAAACUCUAAAAGGAUUCAUCCCCUUGACUCUUGAAGAC